This is a messenger RNA of Spinacia oleracea (spinach), 1047 nucleotides long. Its product is annotated as peroxisomal membrane protein 11A. Bases 93 to 830 code for a protein of 245 amino acids. The transcript has a single exon. Gene Ontology annotation, cellular component: peroxisomal membrane. Gene Ontology annotation, biological process: peroxisome fission. NCBI's taxonomy places the organism in Eukaryota, Viridiplantae, Streptophyta, Magnoliopsida, Caryophyllales, Amaranthaceae. The record is from RefSeq and is a predicted model, not a curated record.
UCCUCUGUCAAUCAACAAUCUUUCUCCAAAAAAAUCGAAGAAGAUGAAUCACCCCUAACACGACAUCGUGUUGAACAAAAUUAACAAUUUCAAUGGAGGCAAAGUCUGAGAAAGAGAGAGACUUCCUGAAGCAUCUAGAAGCUUACUUAGCAAAGCGCGAUGGUGUUGACAAACUAUUGAAGAUUUCUCGUUACGCUUCCAAAUUCAUCAUCUCCUCCUCACUCCUUCCCCAAACGCAUCCCGUCACGCGCCACCUUAAGUCGUUUGAGUCCAGCGUCGGUCUCAGCCGAAAAGCGUUUCGCCUUGGGAAGUUCAUCCAAGACGUCAACGCGUUGCGGUCAGCGGCGCGUGAGAAAUCUCAAAGCCGUCAGUUGUUUCUCCUCUCUGUCCUCGCGUACGGUGGAGAAGGAGUGUAUUACUUCGUGGAGCAAAUCGUGUGGUUGUCGAAAUCUGGAUUGAUCAACGCUCGCCACGCGCGUGAGCUUCAGAAGUUGAGCGCGUGGGCGGAAUUUGUGGGUUACAUUGGGAGUAUUACGUUGAAGGUUGAGGAUUUGAAGGAAAUUGAUGAGAAAUUGAAGUGUUUGAGCUCGAGUAUUGAGAUUGCGGUUGCAAGAGAUGAGAAUUGCGCGGAGGAGAGAGAAAAAGAGAAGGUUUUGAGGUUGAAGAUGAUGUUGAAGAAGAUGUCGAUUUUGCAGGAUUUUGCAGAUGGAUUAAUGGCGUUGGCUGAUAUUCGUGAUGGUAAAAGGAAGAUUUUUACUCCUUUUGUCCUUUCUUGUGCUGGAUUGUUGUCUGCCCUGAUUAGCACGCACAAAAAUUGGGUUUCUUGUUGAUUUAUUCUGUUUAUUCCUGAUUCAUUUGAGGUUGAAUUGAUGGAGAAUUGAUGAAAUAAUAUGAAUUGUUUUAUUAGGAAUGAUCUAGUCUUUCUUUGUAAUAAAAGUGAAUACUGGAAAUGAAUUGAAUACAGAAAUUUUGCAACUUUUGUGCAAUGUGUUUUGUUUUGGGAGCUGCUUGAUGUUAGAUUUAUUGGAAAAUGAGGAAUUUCUAACC